This is a messenger RNA of Salvia miltiorrhiza (redroot sage), 2179 nucleotides long. RefSeq names its product protein GAMETE EXPRESSED 1-like. The transcript is spliced from 7 exons. The record is from RefSeq and is a predicted model, not a curated record. Bases 339 to 2060 code for a protein of 573 amino acids. NCBI's taxonomy places the organism in Eukaryota, Viridiplantae, Streptophyta, Magnoliopsida, Lamiales, Lamiaceae.
CAAUAAUUAAUAUUUACCUUUUUUUUUCUUUACUCAAUAUUUUUUAUUCUUUUUCCAAGUAAGGAAGUUUUUUUCACUUUCAUGAUUUCGGCAGAUUCUUUACCUUGGUGAACGCGAGCACCUUCAAUUCACGGCGGCAAAUUUCCAUUCUCACAAGCUCUUGUUAUAGCAACAGAUUUAUCCUUAUAUUUUGUGGUUGGAAUCAAUAAUUUGUUGCUUUUCGUUUACUCAAAGCAAUUGACGGCAAAAAAAGUUUCCAUUCAUGACAAAAGCCAACUCUAUAUUAAGAGUGAAUAAUAGAUUGAACUUGAGUUCCUUUUGGAACAGAUUGCUUAGUAAUGGAGUUGUUGAGAGUAGUAAUCGCAGUUGUCAUAAUUGUGUCAUGGCAACUCCACCCUGCAAGCGGCUUCUGGUGGUCUUCCUCCGACACCGCCGCAACUCCGCCGUCCGUGAGCAACCACGGCGGAGCAGAAUUUGCGUUGGAUUCAUUCGAAAACGACGAAUGGGCCAUGAAUCUAAUCGAAAACGGCAAUCACCAAAUGCGUGCAUCACAAUCUUGUUGGGUGAAGGCAUACGAAAAUCUAUUUGGCGGCUGUACAAAGAUCGCCGCCGAUGAAGAUUUCAAGGACAGGCUCACGUGGGAUCUCAGCGAUUGCUUUCAGAAGCAUUCCGGCCGCCGGCCCUUCCCUUAUUGCAACCCCAAAUAUCCCACCAAAAACUGCCUCAACCAAUUAGAUAAGGAAGCUCAUAAUGUUUUCUUGCAAUACUUUCUACGGAUUGAUUCCAUCUGCCAUCAGUUGCAAAUUCAUGCGUUCAAGGAUCAAACGGAGAGGUUGGUGAACGAUCUGAAAAGAUCCGCAGAGUAUGCGGAGGAUAAAUUACAGAGCAUCAACGAGCGUGGCGAGAUUUUACUCGUAAACUCCAAACAUGUUAAUGCCACGUUGGCCUCAAUCGAUGAGCAGACUCAGCUGGUGGAAGAAAGGUCGAGAAAUCUCCAAGAAAACCUGCACGUUGUCAAGGAUUAUACAGUGGAAGUUCAUGAGCAAUCCAAGGAGAUUGCAGCUGCUCAAGAGGAGAUGAUACAAGGCCAGGCCAAGAUGAGAGAGAGGCUGAAUGAAGAAAUGGCGAUUCUUCAUGAUUCCUACGCUAGUUUGGGCGCCGGGAUUUCCGAUGUAAGAGACAAAACAGCUGAAAUCGAGAGAGAGGUUGGCCGAGUGGGAGAUGCUAUGUUUUCAAGAAUGACUAGUCUGCAUAACAAAGCAGAUGGCAUUGAGAAUUUGACAGCAACUUCUUUGGAUAAUCAGAAGCUGCUUCUAAACGGGCAGACGACCGCCAUUAACGGCGUUCGUCUGCUCACCGCCUUUCAAUCAAAGGCACUCGAAGAAAGCAGGGGUGCUUUGCAAGAGUUGGCCGUAUUCGGGAAGAGGCAGCAAGAGGAGCUGCUCAACCGUCAAGAGGAACUGAAUCGACUACAUAAUCAACUUGCAGCGAACUCAAAGAAAAUACUAGCAACUCAGGAAGCUUUUGAGUCGAAGCAGGCAGGAAUACAGAAAACCUUAGACAAGUUGUUUAAGCUGCAAAAGGCGAUGCAGACAGAAUGGAGAUCAAUCGAGAUCGUCAUCAUCUAUUCACUCUUGAUGCUCGUGAUCUACAUCUUCACGAGCACGAAACAAACCUACAACCUUAGACCACGCCUUUACCUCGCAUUGUGCGUCUCAUUCUCAAUUGAGCUAUGCACGCUGUACUGGAGCUUUGAGCAUCAGACUUGGAUCCGGACGUCGACUAGAUCAGUGUUCCUACUUCUGGCCUCCAUCCAAAUUGUGUAUUCCAUCUACACGUACAGAGACUAUGAAAUGCUGAAUCAUGAGAUGCUUUUGAGAAUAAUGGAGAAGAUUAAUGGAAUAGAAAGAAAGCAAGAAGAGAGUGAUGAUGAAUGGUCUUCAUGGAUCGACGCGGAUUUACCAGAAGAUGUAGGGAUGUUGGAGGAUCCAGAUUACUAUAUUGCAGAAACAACUUCCAUUUCUAGCACAUACAAUCUACGUAGUCGAAAUAAAUACUAAGUUCUGUUUUCUUGCAAACAAUAUUCAAAAACUUGUGAUUAUACUUUUUUUGUUCUUGCUGUUUUUGUACAAUGUUUUCAUGCAAGAUGGUUGGUUUUCAAAUCUACCAAAUUCUUACA